ACUACUAAACAUUCUUAUUAGCUCAAUCAAGAGUUACAUGUUUUUCUCAGUAGCCAGCUUCAAUCUCUCAGUCUAUACACAUCAAGGACUCUCUAUAAACAAACAACAUUACUGUGAAAUCACAGAGAAAGAAAGAAAAAAAAAGACUAAUAAUUCUAGAAAAUCAUUAAACUUGCAACACCACACCUUGAGGAUCCACAAUAAGAUACUAUAUGCCAAAAGAAAACGUGAGGCCUCCCUAGUCCCUAAUGACAUGUGGAAUUUAUAGGAUUCAAAAGAAAAUAAUCCAAGGCUGCUUGAAGCUAAAUACUCCCUCUGCCACUAGAAUCAAACUCAAGAGAUAAGGAAAAUAAAACUUCACAAGACAGAACACAGAGAGAGAGAGAUGAGCCGUUGCUGCUCUCUUGGGCUCUGUGCCCCGAAUGCGUUGUCUCUUUCUUCAACCCCUCGCAGUGUCAAAGCUCCUCUCUCUAUUACAUCUCACACCAAACCCAUCUCUAACACCGAUUCUCUUCUUCAUAAUAUUGCCAAGAUGAGAGCAAAGGCUGGUGACUUCUUUGGAGCAAAGAAGACAAUCUUUGCAGCUCAACUCGGGACAGUUCUCGCCACGAUUGAUCACCCGGCCUUGGCAAUAACUGGAGUCAACCACGAGCAGGAACUGAGCAGCGUCGUGCUCGAUAUCGGUAUCAUAUCGGUCUGGUACUUCCUAGUAAUGCCACCAAUUAUCAUGAACUGGCUGAGAGUAAGAUGGUACAGAAGGAAGUUCUUCGAGAUGUAUCUACAGUUCAUGUGCGUCUUCUUGUUCUUCCCCGGGCUACUUCUAUGGGCACCAUUUCUCAACUUCAGAAAGUUCCCAAGAGAUCCGUCUAUGAAGAAUCCUUGGGACAAACCAAAAGACCCUUCCACUAUCAAGAACGGUUACCUUAAGUACCCAUUUGCUCAGCCAGAAGAUUAUGACUACUAAAAUCUUCAUUUACAGAAAGUUUGUUAUAUAUCUUGUGACUGUAUAUACUCUUCUUAUACUCAGGCUUAAGGCUCUAUGUUCAAUAUAAUCAUAUGACUAUUAAACUCAAAACAUAUAAUAAACAGAAAUAACUUUAUUCUCA
This is a messenger RNA of Brassica napus (rape), 1106 nucleotides long. Its product is annotated as NAD(P)H-quinone oxidoreductase subunit L, chloroplastic. Gene Ontology annotation, molecular function: oxidoreductase activity, acting on NAD(P)H, quinone or similar compound as acceptor. The record is from RefSeq and is a predicted model, not a curated record. The transcript has 5 exons. Lineage: Eukaryota; Viridiplantae; Streptophyta; Magnoliopsida; Brassicales; Brassicaceae. The coding region runs from base 386 to 964 and encodes 192 amino acids.